UGCGGUCGACAAAGCAACGUGCCAAUAAUAACACAAGCAGUUCGGGUGUUGUUUAAGUGUAUACGGUGCCGGAAGGAAAUGCGAAAUCAUCGGGAAAUGAAUUCGAAUGUGCGCGAGUGGAUUCGGCCGAUGCUUGUUUGUGUGUCACCUGCCUGAUUCAAUUGACUUGAGUGUGUCGUCUGUUACGUUUCAUUUCUGAAGACGGCAAUAUCCAUCAAUCGGGAAUGGUUUUACUUUCUGUCGGAAAGAAAACCAAUUAAACAAGAAUUAGAAUUUAAAAAAUGAACGACGUAAUGUGGACGUCUGGAUCGAUGACGACGACAGAUCUAUCCAAAGAUUUAUUUGUGACUGAACCUCUUCUAAAUUCUACCGAAACGAACGUGUCGAACACGAACUCGUCGCUGCUGAUUAUUCCGGCGUUCGGUGACGUCGAGUUGGAUCUCUCCGUCAUCGAGCGUUUCCGCUCCAACAGUCGAGUCAACGAUGUCGCCUUCUUCUGUCUCAUAGCGGCUUACUGUACCCUCAUCAUCUUCGGAACGAUUGGCAACUCGCUCGUCGUUUACGUCGUUGCCCGUCAGCCGGCCAUGAGGACGGCACGCAACGUAUUUGUCGUCAAUUUGGCCAUCUCCGAUUUACUUCUAUGCCUCAUCACUAUGCCACUAACGUUGAUGGAAAUCCGGUCGUACACUUGGCCGUUGGGCAACUCGCCCGUCUCGUGCAAAAUGGUCGGCUCGUUGCAGGCCGUCUCCAUCUUCGUUUCGACGCUCUCCAUCACGGCCAUCGCGCUCGAUCGUUACCAGUUGAUCGUCUACCCGACCAAGAAGAGUUUCCAGCUGACGGGCGCUUUGCUGGCCCUGGCCGGCAUCUGGACUCUCGGCGUCGUUUUGGCUCUUCCUCUGUUUAUCGUCCGCACGCUGCAGCAUCACGACAUCCCCAUACCCAAUUCGCCCAUCACUUCCGUCGACUAUUGUCUGGAAGAGUGGCCCAACGAGAGGGGCCGUUCUCUUUAUUCCAUCGGCAGCAUCUUGAUCCAGUACGCCCUGCCCAUCAUCACCGUGUCGGUGGCUCACGCUCGCAUCUGCAACAAACUCCAAGUGCGGAUGGCUUCCAUGAGCCAUCAGCAACAGCAGUCGACGCGUCAAACGGCCAGCGUCACCAACGGCCAGCAAAAUCCUAACGACACUUCCACCGCUGCCCGUGCGGUCGCCCGCGAAGAGAAACUCCGCAAAACCAACACGCUCCUAGUGGCGAUCGCCAUCAUUUUCACUAUUUGUUGGUUACCGAUGAACACGUUCAACGUCGUCGUGGAUACAUGGAACGUUUUUGGCGAUGACACGGAAACGAUGCUGAUUGUCUACGCAGUUUGUCACAUGGUCGGCAUGUCCUCGGCCUGUGCUAAUCCGCUUCUUUACGGCUGGUUGAACGAUAAUUUCCGUAAAGAAUUCCACAAGAUCGGAACUUCUUUUGUUGCCAAAACUAUGAAAACAAAAGCUACGAAUAGUAACGCCAAUCGUUCGGCGUUACCCAGCGUUCACGCGGCAAGUAAGCGACUCGAAGCGGAGUCUGCGGCCGAGAAAGACGGGCAAAAUCAAUCGAUUGUUUCUGCAUUGCCACAAGCGACAGGUGCCACCACAGCCGUUACCAUGUUACCAUCGCCGACGGGUGUGUCUCAUUACCGGACGGAAGUGAUGGUCGUCACUCAUUUGGUGGCCGAACCUGCGGCUUCCGUCUAUCGGGUCAACGAGAUUAAUUCGACCGUCUCUCAGGAGCAACACCUUUGACUGACGAAGUCGAUUAACGAUCGAUUCAUUUGUUCUCGACUUAAUUAGCGAUGCUCAUUUGUUGAUUCAAAUAGGCUAUUAAGCCACUAUCUACUAUAAAUACACCCACGCCCUUUUCUCGUUUUAUUACUCUCUUUUGUACCAUACGUGUCUGAUUUUUACGUAAUAUGUACGAUGUAUAAAAGAGCUUUGAUGACAUUGUCUGCUAAUUAAGUUAUGCCAUUAGUCCUUAUUUUUUUUUUUUUUAAAUAGUGGAUCUAUUCUUGUCCAUACGAAUAUUGAGAUGCUUAUAUAACUGUCAUUGAAAGAGCUUUGGGAGGAACAACUAUAGGAUUGCAGCUGAAUGGUAGAUAGGGGAAUAAAACACGUAACUCUCUUUGUGUAGAUGGCCUCACAUGUUGUAUAGUUGAGCUGUACAUUUAUGCACAUUGCUCUAUUUAUAGAAAAUCUUGGUUGAGAUUGGAACGAUGGAAAUGAUCCCAAUCUGAAAAUGUAUACUUUUAUUUGGAUUGAAUUUCCCCGUGAUUUUGUAUAAGGAGCUUCUCGUAUACAGCAUUUUGCAUGGUGUUAUAUUUAUCUUGUUGCAAUUUUCGAUUUUGAGUUUCGUAACUGUAAACGGCACAUGUGUCUGGAAUGUAGUACAUCCGACGGAUAAUACACAUUCUCUCGUUACUUA
Molecule: messenger RNA, 2457 nt
Organism: Daphnia magna
Lineage: Eukaryota; Metazoa; Arthropoda; Branchiopoda; Diplostraca; Daphniidae
Product: neuropeptide F receptor
Exons: 5
Coding region: 282-1781 (499 amino acids)
Biological process (GO): G protein-coupled receptor signaling pathway
Cellular component (GO): membrane
Molecular function (GO): neuropeptide Y receptor activity
Source: RefSeq, a predicted model, not a curated record